Molecule: messenger RNA, 2471 nt
Organism: Tetrahymena thermophila SB210
Lineage: Eukaryota; Ciliophora; Oligohymenophorea; Hymenostomatida; Tetrahymenidae
Product: Serine/Threonine kinase domain protein
Exons: 2
Biological process (GO): protein autophosphorylation; peptidyl-serine phosphorylation; autophagy
Cellular component (GO): cytoplasm; autophagosome
Molecular function (GO): protein serine/threonine kinase activity; ATP binding
Source: RefSeq, a predicted model, not a curated record
AGUAUUUUCUUAAACCAGUCAAAAUAGGUUCAGGUCUCUCCUAUGCGUCUCCUUUAUAAUAGAAAAGAAAAUUUAAAGUUUUGCUUAAAACAGCCUCAAGUAACACCCAAAGAAGUAAGAGAAGCAAACAAUUUUUCUUUAGAAUACUUAAAAAAAUAGAUUCACUUAAUAUUUAUUGUAAAAAAAAUGGAUUAAAGAUAUAAUAACCCUCCUUAUAGCAAUUAAUAAUAAUACUAUAAUAAUAAUACAAUAAAUAGAGUACCAAUUACAUAACAUAAUGCUUACAAUUACCAAGGAAUCAACAAUGUUCCUGGCCAAUAAAAUAGGUAUAUAAGCAUGAAUCAAUAACCAAGUAGCUAGAAUUAUCAGCAAAGAUAAUAUUACCAGCAACCAACAGUAAACUAAUAAUAGAUUUAAUAAUAACAAUAAAGAUAAUAAGCUUUUAGCUAGAAAACAAUAAGCUCGGAAGGGUUUAAGAGACUUCUGAAAACAAAAUACAUAAUGGCAAAUGAAAUUGGUAAAGGUUCAUUUGCUAAGGUAUUUAAAGGCAUAAAUAGUGAAACAGGUGAAAAAGUUGCUAUAAAAAAGAUUGACAAGAAUAAAUUUGAUAAGCAGUAUUUAGAAUUAAUUGAUAGUGAGAUAUCAGUGCUUUCUUAACUUAAUAAUGAGCAUAUAAUUAAGUUUUUAGAUCUCUUCAACGAAGGAGAUUAUAUUUAUAUUGUUACUGAGUUGUGCGAAUUGGGUGAUUUGGAAGUUUUCAUCAAAAAUAAUUUUUCGGCUACCAAACUUAGAUUGCCUGAAGAAUUAGUCAAAGUUUUCGCAUAUUAAAUACUCUUGGCUUUCUUAGGUAUAGCAGAUAUGAAUAUCAUACAUCGUGAUAUGAAACUAGCCAAUGUAUUAAUUACAAAAGAUUUUCACUUAAAAGUUGCUGACUUUGGCCUAGCCAAAUCCAGCUUUGAAAAAGAUAAAGAUUAGGUUGGUACUCCUAUGACUAUGGCUCCAGAAGUAUUAAAUAAUCUAGGAUAUGAUAGCAGAUGUGAUGUUUGGUCUGUAGGCUGUAUGAUCUAUGAAAUGCUUGAAGGCCGUGCUCCUUUUUUGCCUACGAAUAAUGGAGGUAUUGAAGAACUCAAAAGACUGAUAAAUUAAAGAUAGCUUAUUUUUAGGUAGAAUAUUUCUUAGAGUGCAUAAAAUCUAAUAGAUUAAAUGUUAACUCUCAACCCUAAAAAACGUAUUAGCUGGCAUGAAAUGUUCAACCAUGAGUGGUUUGCUGAGUGUAUAUCCUAAGGUGAGCCUUACAUUUAAAAAGUAUCAAAAGACUAUUCUAAUUUUGUUCUUAUCGAAGAGUAGCAUCUAGACCCAGAAUUUGCGUUAGAAUUUGGUUUACUUUUAAGAGAUUUCGUUAAUUAUCAUGUAGAUACUUUUUACAUAGAAAUAAAAAAAUGUAGAGAUACCUUAUCCACUUUUUAUAAUGACCCUAAAUUCCCUGCAGGUAAUAAAGGAGCCAACUAGUAACUUCUUUCAACUGUUUUAAAAAAUAUAGACAUACUAAUAGCUCUACUUUACAACCAUUAAUUUACUUUUAAAUUCAAAAAUUAAGUUGAAAUACUACAAAUCACAAAAUUCUGCAAGCAAAAAAUGCAAUUAUAAUAUAAAAAAGACUUAUACGAAUUCGCAAUAAAUAAUAAUAUAAAACCAGUAAAAUUAUAGGAAACAAUAGGAAAUGAAUUAUUUUAAUUGAGUAAUAAUGUAAUGGAAGGAGAUUUUGAUUACUUCAAAUGCAAUUUUACAUCUAUAAUUAAUCUAAUAAAUGUCUUAAGUAAUCCAACCAAAGGAUUCUUGAAAGAAAUAAUAAUAGAUGAGUCACGCCUCACAGAAGAAUAAAAUAAUCGAAUUUUAUUUAUUAAUUUUUCAAAAGCUUACUAUGAAGAAUUCAAUUCCCAAUAAGAAAUAAAUAAAUAAAUUGUUUUCAAUAGAACUUUCAUCCAAACUUAGUUUUAAGAAAAGGAAUAGAAUAGAUAUGACCAAAUAGUUUUAUUGAGUGAAAUAGUAUUUGGAUAUUAACAAGAAGUGAUAAGUCAUAAUAGCUAGAUAUAAUAAUAAUAAUAAUAUCAAUAAGAUAAAGGAAAUAGAAUCAGAGAUUAUUAAUAAAACUAUUGAAAUUUCUUUAUUAUUAAAUAAAUUCAUCAUAAAUUACUCAAAAAUAAAAUUUAGAAUUUUUAACUAAAUUUUUUCCCAAUCUUUUUUAUACAUUCAUGCAAUAAGUACUAGUAUCAAAAAUCAUAAUAACCUCUUGGUUGUAUGAAAAAAUUUAAAUUCUUAAAUGUACACUAAUAAAUAAAAAAAGCAAGCAAGCCACCGAUUAUAUUUAUUCUCUUUUUUUUUUACUUAAAAAGUAUUAUUUGUAUCUUUUUCUAUCGUUUUUAUUAUUGUAAACAAAAAAAUAAUUUGAUUUAUAUAAUUUAAGAAAUAGA